Molecule: messenger RNA, 969 nt
Organism: Mytilinidion resinicola
Lineage: Eukaryota; Fungi; Ascomycota; Dothideomycetes; Mytilinidiales; Mytilinidiaceae
Product: Brix-domain-containing protein
Exons: 3
Coding region: 1-969 (322 amino acids)
Biological process (GO): maturation of LSU-rRNA from tricistronic rRNA transcript (SSU-rRNA, 5.8S rRNA, LSU-rRNA); ribosomal large subunit assembly
Cellular component (GO): nucleolus
Molecular function (GO): rRNA binding
Source: RefSeq, a predicted model, not a curated record
AUGUUGCGUACAAUAAAACCCAAGAGCGCCCGCACGAAGCGCAUCCUCGAGAAGCGCGAACCCCAGGUGCACGAGAAUGUGAAGCAAUGCCUCUUCCUCAAGGGCACCUCUUCGAGCGAAAUCCUGAAGCUUGCAGUUACCGACCUCAACUCCCUCCUCAAACCCCACACGAAAAAAUUCACAAAACCCAACCCAAUCCACCCCUUCGAAUCCGUUGACUCGCUCAACUUCCUCUCCCUUAAAAACGACUGUUCGCAUCUCGUCCUCUCCCACCACAAAAAAAAGCGCCCCCACACCCUCACCUUCAUCCGCACCUUCGCCCACACGGUCCUCGACAUGCUCGAGCUGCACAUCGACCCCGAUACCUUCCGCACCAUCUCCCAGUUCAAGAACAAGAAGUGCGCGGUCGGCUUGAAGCCAAUGCUUGCCUUCUCCGGGACCCCAUUCGAGGGGCCGGUGGACAGUCGGUAUACGCUCGCGAAGAGCAUGCUGCUAGAUUUCUUCCGGGGAGUCGAGGCCACAGGUGUGGAUGUGGAAGGGUUGCAGUAUAUGAUUCAUUUCUCCGCAUCGGAUGAGAUACCUGGAGAGCCUGCGCCUAUUAUCCGUAUGCGCGUGUACCUUGUCAAGACGCGCCGCUCUGGGCAGAAAGUCCCCCGCGUGGAAGUCGAAGAGAUGGGUCCUAGGAUCGAUUUCAGCGUCGGCCGCGAGCAAGUAGCAGAGGAGGCGGUCAUGAAGACGGCGCUGAAGAAGCCGAAGGGCUUGGAGCCGAGGACGAAGAAGAACAUCACGACGGAUGUGGUGGGUGAUAAGAUGGGGAAGAUUCAUCUCGGCAAGCAGGAUUUCGCAAACUUGCAGACGAGGAAGAUGAAGGGGUUGAAGAGGAGUCGGGAGGAGAGGAAAGCUGGAGAGGAGACGGACGCGGAGGAGGACGGAGGCGUCGAGGUCAAGAGGGUGCAGUUGGAGGCAUAG